AACUGCUCAGAGAUCCCCUCUCCCCUAGCACAGCGUGGCACUUCUGCGGGGCGGAGAGACGCGCCGGCCCCCCUGGCAAGGUUUGUGGCUUUAGGAGGCGCGGGGUGGCUCGGGACAGGUGGCGAGGUGUGGUCUGAAAGGGCUCCCCAAACCACCCCACCCCACCUUGCUGCCCCGCGACGGGGCUCCGGGGCGCAAAGCACACUUUAGCAGUCACUACCCAGACCUGACCACUUGCUGGCAAGAAUUCCCAACGCUUUACAAAUGUUAACUAUUGGGGGCACCUGUGGCUCACUGGCCCCAUAUACCGAGGGUGGCCGGUUCAAACCCGGCCCCGGCCAAAGGGGGGGGGGGAAAUAGAAAAUAGCCGGGCGUUGUAGUCCCAGCUACUCGUGAGGCUGAGGCAAGAGAAUUGCCUAGGCCCAAGAGCUGGAGGUUGCUGUGAGCUGUGAUGUCAAGGCACACUACUGAGGGCGAUAAAGUGAAAAAAAGAAAAAGAAAAAACAAACAAAAAAAGAAAACAAAACAAAAUGCAAAUGUUAACUAUUGUGCUCUUCACACCACCUUUGGUUCUGUUUUUGUCUCUCACUUAGAGACGGAGAAAUUGAGGCACAGAAGGGUUGGUGACCCUCUCCCGCGCGCCCCAGAACCUCUCUACCCUGAACCCGCGCACCUGCAGGGAGUUCACCUGCAGCUUUGCAUCCCGGGCCGGAUGUCUGCGUCUCACCUCCAUCCUGCCCCUGCGUCACACCUUCUGCCGAAGUACCCACGUCUCCCCCUCCUCCUCAGGCACUCAUGGACUGGUGAAGUCUGUCGUCAGGACGUGGGCGUCUCAGAAGGCGGGCGGUAUGGCUCAGGGGCAGCAUGGCAGGGUGAGGAAAACCUGCAGAUCCUGGUGGGAACAGAAGAGGACAGCUUCCCACUGAUGGAGAUCCAUGCUUGUGAGACCGAAGCCUCUGAGCAAUGGGACUACGUCCUCGUGGCUGACUGUCGCACCCAGAGAAACCCCACACAGGUGUACUGGCAGCAGCAGUUCCUGGACAAGCUCAAGGAAAAGGGCUUGCAUUCCAAGGUGAUAAAAGACCAGAAACAGGUGUUCUUUGGGAUCCGAGCUGGCAACCACAUCUUUGACCUGUACGGCACCCUCCUCAUGGAGCCCGAGGGCCCUGGCUUCAAUGUGGAGCCAGCCAUGCCCAUCCUCAUCCCAGCCACUACCAGAAUCCGAAUCCUGGACUUCGUCCUGAGGAAAACAGUGGUAGCUGGCGUGACAUUUGAGGAUCUGGUGAAGGAGGGAGUGUUUGAGGCCAGGUUCCCCCUGCACAAGGGGGAGGCAGAGCUGGAGAAAUGGGCCCGGUGGAGAAGCAUGUUCCACAAGCAGCCCAUCGACCAGAUCAGGAACUACUUUGGUGAGAAGGUGGCGCUCUACUUCGCCUGGCUUGGCUGGUACACCUAUAUGCUGGUGCCCGCGGCCCUCGUGGGCAUCGUUGUCUUUCUGAGCGGGUUCUCGCUCUUCGAGGCCAGCCAGAUCAGCAAGGAGAUCUGUGAGGCCCAUGACAUCUUCAUGUGUCCUCUCGGCGACCACGGCCGCAAGUUCCAGCGGCUUUCGGACACCUGCACCUUUGCCAAGCUCACCCAUCUUUUUGACAAUGACGGCACAGUUCUGUUUGCCAUCUUCAUGGCUCUAUGGGCCACAGUGUUCCUAGAGAUCUGGAAGCGGCAGAGAGCCCGAGUGGUGCUGCACUGGGACUUGUACGGGUGGGACGAGGACCAGGAGGAAAUGGCCCUCGAGCUCAUUAACUGCAAGAACUACAAGCUGAAGUUGCACCAGCACUCCUACCUGCGCAGCGGCGUCAUCCUUGCCUUGUCUCUGCUCAUGAUUUGCCUCAUGAUUGGCAUGGCCCAUGUCCUGGUGGUCUACCGCGUGCUGGCUGCUGCCCUGUUCAGCAGCUGGGCCUUGCCCUUCCUGGAGGAGCAGGUGACCACAGCCGUGGUGGUGACCGGGGCCCUGGUACACUAUGUGACCAUCGUCUUCAUGACCAAGAUCAACAAGUUCGUGGCGCUGAAGCUCUGUGACUUCGAGAAGCCCAGGACCUUCUCUGAGCGGGAGAGCAGAUUCACCAUCCGGUUCUUCACCCUGCAGUUCUUCGCACACUUCUCCUCCCUCAUAUACAUCGCCUUCAUCCUGGGCAGGAUCAACGGUCACCCUGGGAAGUCCACACGCUUGGCAGGUGUUUGGAAGCUGGAGGAGUGCCACGUCAGCGGCUGCAUGAUGGACCUGUUUGUGCAGAUGGCCAUCAUCAUGGGUCUCAAGCAGACGCUCAGCAACUGCAUGGAGUACCUGGGCCCAUGGCUGGCCCACAGAUGGCGCUCCCUGCCCUCCUUGGCCUCUGGGAGAGUGACCCAGGAUCCCGAGCUCAGGAACUGGCAGCGCAACUACCGCCUGAACCCUGUCAACACUUUCAGCUUGUUCGAUGAGUUCAUGGAGAUGAUGAUCCAGUACGGCUUCACCACCAUCUUCGUAGCUGCCUUCCCUCUGGCCCCACUGCUAGCGCUCUUCAGCAACCUUGUAGAGAUCCGCCUGGAUGCCAUCAAGAUGGUGCAGCUGCAGCGGCGUCUGGUGCCUCGAAAGGCCAAGGACAUAGGGACCUGGCUGCAGGUGCUGGAGACCAUCGGUGUGUUAGCCGUCAUUGCCAAUGGAAUGGUCAUCGCCUUCACAUCUGAGUUCAUCCCCCGAGUGGUCUACAAGUACCACUAUGGCCCAUGCAGCCAGGGGACCCAGCCUGCAGUGGACUGCCUCACAGACUACGUCAACCACAGCCUGUCCACCUUUGACACCAAGCACUUCCAGGACCCUGUUGGGAUAGAGGGCUCAGAAAAUGUGACCAAGUGCAGGUACCGCGACUAUCGAAAUGGCCCCCCUGACUACAACUUUUCUGAAAAGUUCUGGUUCCUCCUGGCCAUCCGACUAGCCUUUGUCAUCCUCUUUGAGCACAUUGCCUUGUGCAUCAAGCUCAUUGCCGCCUGGUUCGUGCCUGACGUCCCCCAGUCAGUGAAGAACAAGGUUCUGCAGCAGAAGUAUGAUGUUUUGGAGCAGAAGUACUGGAGACUCCGGGAAAAGAUGUGGAAUGAGAGGAUGGGCUGGGUGGGGGUAGGCCAGGCCCCCCCCUCCUGUGGCAGCACCAGGAGCACAGAGGUGUGAGGGACCAGAGGCACCAGCCACUGGGAGCUGACACUUAGAGCCACAGCUGAGCCUCCCACACCACUCAGGACUGUGUGCAUGCUGAAGGGUGUGGAGGGGAUGCUGUGUGGAUGAGGGAUCACAGAAGUGCCAUGUGUGUUUGGGGCAUCUGUACACAGCAAGUCUAUGGGCCUUGUUCCAUCUGAGGGCUCAGGCCUGACUUGAACCCUGGGGUGUCCCAUCACCCACAGAACUUAGGGGGCUUCUCAUGCUGUCCCUAUGCAGAAACGCUGCAAAAGAUUCUUGGGCCUCCCUCUGACUUCUAAGCCCCAGUAGUUGCCCUGGCCCCCUCCUGGUGGGGUAGGGUGGGGAGGCUGGACACCCUUGGCCAGCAGAAGUUUCUGUAAUAAAAUCAAACUUGUUUGUGUAGA
Molecule: messenger RNA, 3609 nt
Organism: Nycticebus coucang (slow loris)
Lineage: Eukaryota; Metazoa; Chordata; Mammalia; Primates; Lorisidae
Gene: ANO9
Product: anoctamin 9
Exons: 23
Coding region: 452-3199 (915 amino acids)
Biological process (GO): chloride transmembrane transport
Cellular component (GO): plasma membrane
Molecular function (GO): chloride channel activity
Source: RefSeq, a predicted model, not a curated record